AUUCGAAUCGCAGCACUGAACGCGAGCUCCACAGUUGAGGAUGACUAUGAAGGUACCUUCAAAAGUCAUAAGACACAGACAAAGGAAGCUCAAGAAGCAGAAGCUUUUGCUUUGUACCACAAAGCUCUGGACCUUCAGAAACACGACCGAUUUGAAGAGUCGGCUAAAGCUUAUCAUGAGCUGCUUGAGAUUCGGCUUCUGCGGGAGGCAGUUCUUUCUGGUGAUGAGAAAGAAGGGCUAAAGCAUCCAGGCUUGAUGUUAAAAUAUUCCACCUACAAAAACCUGGCACAACUGGCAGCACAGCGGGAUGACUUGGAGACAGCCAUGGAGUUUUAUUUGGAGGCUGUAAUGCUUGACUCUACUGAUGUCAACCUCUGGUAUAAAAUUGGUCGUGUGGCAAUAAAACUAAUCCGCCUACCUUUGGCUCGUCAUGCUUUUGAAGAAGGUCUCAGGUGUAAUCCUGAUCACUGGCCUUGUUUAGAUAACCUUAUCACAAUCUUGUACACACUCAGUGACUACACAACGUGUUUGUACUUUAUCUGCAAAGCUCUGGAAAAAGACUGUCUAUAUAGCAAAGGACUGGUUCUGAAGGAGAAGAUCUUUGAGGAGCAGCCUUGCCUCCAGAAAGAUUCCUUAAGGAUGUUCCUCAAAUGUGACAUGUCUAUCCAUAAUGUAAAUGUGAGUGCAGCUGAAACAGGAAGAAUCAUAGAUGAAGCACUGGAGCUACGUAAGAAAAGACAAGCUUUGCUAGUGCGUGAGAGAGAACCAGACCUCAGACUAGUCCAGCCAAUUCCCUUUUUCACGUGGAAGUGUUUAGGAGAAGCUUUACUUGCUAUGUAUCACCACCUCACAACAUGUGAUCCUCCUCGACCCAGUCUGGGAAAGAGAAUUGAUCUCUCAGAAUACCGAGACCCAGUUCAACAUUUGAUUCUUUCUCCUACCUCUACUCCUGUCAGUGUUAUUCAGCCAACUCCUGUCACCACUAAUCCAGUGGUGACAAUGCCAGAUCCUGUGUUACCUUUUACUCCAAUGACACCCAACUUUCCAAGUCACAGUCAGAAUUCAUUGGAACCAGGAGCUACUGUAGGUGAGCAAGGUGACAUGUCUGCAGGUGAUAAAUCUAAGAAAGGUGUGAAGCGAAGGAGAAUUACAGAAGAUAGUGGUGAAACAGCAAAAAGGAGAUCUGCUAGAGUCCGGAACACCAAGUGUAAAAAAGAGGAGAAGGUUGAUUUUCAAGAACUGUUGGUGAAAUUCCUUCCUUCCAGAUUAAGGAAAUUAGAUCCAGAGGAGGAGGAGGACCCUUUCAAUAACUAUGAGGUGCAGUCAGAGAUCAAAGAGGAGAAUUUCCAGCAUGUUGGACCACAUAGAAUGUCAUUUGAUUCCACAACAUUUAUGGAAUCAGAAAAACAGGAUGUUCAUGAAUUCCUACUGGAUAACCUGAACAAUGGUGGGAUCUUGGAGCUGAUGAUGAGAUAUCUAAAAGUUAUCAGCCAAAAGUUCCUAGUGAAGUGGCCUCCUGGCUUGUGUGAGGUGGUCCUGAGUAUCUACAAUAGCUGGAGAAAGCACAGCAGUAGUCUUCCCAAUCCAUUACUGAGGGACUCAAGUAAUCAGCAUAUCAAGGAUAUGAUGUUGAUGAGCCUUUCUUGCAUGGAACUGCAGUUAGAUCAGUGGCUACUGACAAAAGGGAAGAGCUCUACAGUUUCUCCACGAAAUUGCCCUGCUGCUUCUGUGAAUGGAAAGUUUGGUCCUGACUUCCCAGGAACUCAUUUCUUGGGAGACUUGUUGCAGCUGUCACUGGCAUCCUCACAGCGAGAUUUGUUUGAGGAAGGCUGGAUGGAGUUUGUCACUCGGGUGUAUUGGCUGAAAGCUCGCUUUCUGGCGCUGCAGGGAGACAUGGAACAGGCACUUGAAAACUAUGAUAUCUGCACUGAAAUGCUACAGAGCUCCACUACAAUGCAAGCUAAAGCUGGCGAUGAAUGCAGCAUCGUCAUACGGUUACCUAAUCUACAUGUUGAUUCUGUUGUUUCUUUAGAAGAGAUUGAAAAGAACCUAAAAUCUCUGGAGAGGUGCCAGUCUUUGGAAGAGAUCCAGCGACUGUAUGAGGCAGGGGAUUAUAAUGCAGUGGUGCAUCUGCUUCGUCCAACACUUUGCUUUAAUGGUUAUGGUAGAGCUAAACAUCUGGAAUUUGUAACAUCCAUACCAGAGAGACCAGCACAACUGCUUCUCCUUCAGGACUCCCUGCUCAAAAUGAAAGAUUACAAGCAAUGCUUUGAACACUCAGAAGUUGCCUUCAAUGAAGCAAUUCAGCAGAUGAUGAAUGCGACAGCAGCCUCUGCUAAAGAAGAGUGGGUUGCUACGGUAACACAACUGCUUGCAGGAAUAGAUACUUCAUUAUCAUCAGUCGACAGCAUCCUGAAAGACUCUUCUGUAACACCAAGCCUCAUUCGAUUAACAAACAACCUGAUUCAGAUCAUAGACUGCAGCAUGGCAGUCCCGGAAGAACCAAAAGAACCAUACGUCUCCUCAGUGCUUCCGUGGAUUAUCCUGCACAGGAUCAUUCAGCAUGAGGAAGAUGCUUUUCGAUCCCUUUGCUGCCAACAGCAGCAGAACCAGGGAGAGGAAGUGAGUCCUGAUACCCCUAUGUUGCCUUCUUCACUCAUGCUGCUGAACACUGCUCACGAGUAUUUGGGAAGAAGAUCCUGGUGUUGCAAUUCAGAUGGUGCUCUUCUCAAGUUCUAUGUUCAGGUAUUACAAAAAGAACUUGCAGCAUCCACUUCUGAAGAUACUCAUCCAUACAAAGAAGAGCUGGAAACAGCCUUGGAACAGUGUUUUUAUUGUUUAUAUGGUUUCCCUAGCAAAAAAAGCAAAGCAAGGUACCUAGAAGAACAUUCAGUACAGCAGGUUGAUCUAACAUGGGAAGAUGCUUUGUUCAUGUUUGAGUAUUUUAAGCCUAAAACUCUUCCGGAAUUUGAUAGUUACAAAACCAGUACUGUGUCUGCUGAUUUGGCCAACCUUUUGAAGAAGACUGCUACAAUUGUUCCUCGAACAGACAAGCCUAUGCUGAGCCUAGAUACUGUAUCUGCCUAUAUUGAAGGAACGUGCAGCAAGGCACCAUCUCUCCCCGAUGGUGCAGACUAUUCUCCACCAGUGGUGACUGAAUUGUACUAUCUUCUGGCAGACUAUCAUUUCAAGAAUAAAGAGCAGUCUAAGGCAAUUAAAUUUUACAUGCACGACAUUUGCAUUUGUCCGAACAGGUUUGAUUCAUGGGCUGGCAUGGCUCUGGCUCGAGCAAGUCGUAUUCAGGACAAGUUGAACUCUAAUGAAUUGAAAAGUGAUGGCCCAAUCUGGAAGCACUCUACUCCUGUCUUGAAUUGCUUCAAGCGAGCCCUGGAGAUUGACAGCUCUAAUCUCUCCUUGUGGAUAGAGUACGGCACCAUCUCCUAUGCCCUGCACUCUUUUGCAUCCCGACAGCUUAAGCAGUGGAAAUCAGAACUCCCCUCUGAAGUUGUGCAGCAGUUUACGUCAGCAUCUCGCUGUGAAGGAGAUGGCGAUGAGGAGGAGUGGCUUAUUCACUACAUGCUGGGAAAGAUUGCAGAGAAGCAGAAGCAGCCUCCUGUUGUCUAUCUGCUUCAUUACAAACAGGCAGGUCAUUACUUGCAUGAGGAGGCUGCCCGAUAUCCAAAGAAGAUUCACUACCAUAAUCCACCAGAACUUGCCAUGGAAGCGUUGGAGGUAUACUUUCGACUCCAUGCUUCUAUUUUGAAGCUUGUGGGGAAACCAGACUCUGGAGUAGAUGCAGAGAUACUAGUUAGUUUCAUGAAAGAGGCUUCUGAGGGACCAUUUGCCAGGGGUGAGGAGAAGAACACCCCAAAAGUUGCAGAAAAGGAAAAAGCUUGCAUGAUUGAUGAAGACUCUCACUCUUCAGCCGGAACAGUGCCGGGCCCUGGGACUUCCCUCCCCUCAUCCUCUGGUCCAGGUCUGACAUCCCCACCUUACACAGCCACUCCAGUUGACCACGAUUACGUCAAAUGUAAAAAACCCCGUCAGCAGGCAACGCCGGACGAGAGGAGUCAGGAUAGCACUGCAGCGGUGCUGUCUGACUCCAGUUCCACACAGGAUAUGUUUAAUGAGCCUGUGAGUUCUCAAGACAGCCUGAGGAAGACUUACACAGAGAAGAGGGUUUCUACUACCUGUGCUGAUACACUGAUUUCCAGCAAAGAGACCCUGGGACCUACAGAGGAAAAGGUUGCAGGGAAGUCAGAAGAGCUGCUGGAGAGCUCAGAAUCUUACCAUCCUGUUGAACCCACUGGCCAAAAAAUUCUGGUGGACCCUCAGUCUGCUUCUGGCAAUCCCAUCAAAGCUGCAGUCCCCACACCCUCACAGUGGGACUGCAAAAAGAAAGCUGAACCUUGUGGGGAUGCAUCUGAAUUUCCUCAUGGUCUUCCAGCAGACCUUGAGGAACAGCGGAAGUUCCUGACAGAGCAGUGUAUUGCCUCCUUCUGUUUGUGUCUCAGCCGCUUUCCCCAGCACUACAAGAGCCUCUACAGACUGGCAUAUCUGUACACGUACAGCAAAACCCACAAG
Antrostomus carolinensis (chuck-will's-widow) is the source of this 4584-nucleotide messenger RNA. It is a transcript of the gene CABIN1, whose product is annotated as calcineurin binding protein 1. Gene Ontology annotation, molecular function: nucleosome binding; protein binding. The annotation marks the transcript as partial. Gene Ontology annotation, cellular component: nucleus. Lineage: Eukaryota; Metazoa; Chordata; Aves; Caprimulgiformes; Caprimulgidae. The record is from RefSeq and is a predicted model, not a curated record. Gene Ontology annotation, biological process: chromatin organization. The transcript has 26 exons.